AAGCGUCUGUCAAUGUAAAAAAAAAAAACAGUUGAGGUGAAUGGAUGUUUGGGUGUGGUGAAUUUGUAUCAUCAUUCAACUGUGUAUAUUUUGAAUCAGCAUCUAUCCACUUCUCGUGGCUCUCUGCUUGCUGUUGCUGUUCUAACUGCUUUUUUGCUAUGCAAUUUUGUUGGUUAUACAAAAGCUGGAAAAUGCGAUUGCGCUGAGAUUUUUUUACGCGAAUAUUUCAUCCUUGAAUGGUAUAUGAGAACACGCAUUUGUGAAAAUGCUUUCAAAACAACUUCUUGUUUUCACCGAAUCGGUCGCACCGUAGAGAGCACAUUUUUCCCACAGUCAGAAUCAAGGAGUGUUACUCGUGUGUGUCACGCUACCAAAGCCAACCGACCCGCGUUUAUAUGAAUAGUCAUUACUAAUUCAGGUGGCUGUAUAUUUUAUAAUUUUUUUUUUCUCUCUCUUCGGUUUUAUCGUUCGUUGAGAUUUUCCAACGCAAUAAAUUCGCUGGAAGCAAAAUACGCGUCAAAAAAGACGAGAAUAAUCGUGAACAAAAGAUAGUUUUCACUUUUCACAAGAGAAUAAAAAAGUCAUUGUUUUCAUUUCACAUUGGCUGUGUUUGACUACAACAACCGCGACGACGACGAGAACGUUUCAGUCAGAAGGUGUAACAUAUAUAUAUAAAGCGACGACGACAACAACAACAGAAGCGGUGGAAGUAGAAUCAGUACAAAAAAAAAAUUUGCAACAUUGAAAGAGAGACGACGUGUGCCAACAAAAACGAGUGAAAGCCCGUACAUACACCAGUUUAUUAUCAGUGAUGAUGCAGCCGAGGAACAGGAAAAUAUGCCUCCUGGCAAUUGUUGGAACCAUGUUGUUGGCUUCGCAUUGUAAAAGUCAUCAAAUGAACAUCAGCAACACAUGGACUCUACCACAAGACGGCUUCACUGUAUUCUAUCGAUUUUUUCGCGAUAAAAUCUCCUGGUACGAAGCAGAUGCUGUUUGCCAAUUUCAUCACGCCAACUUAGUUACAGUUGAUAAUGGUGUCAAGUACGAUGCGAGCCGAGCAUUUUUGAGUGAUUUGAAUGUCACUGAAAACGUAUGGAUUGGAUUGAUGCGUUCGCAGAAUUCGGACCGUUUUAUGUGGUCGAAUUCGAAAAUUUUAGACAGAGAAUUCGGUUAUUGGGCUGAACAAAUUCCGGCUAUUGAUUCACCAUUAUGUGCGGUUGUUGACCCAAUGCGUGACUAUCGUUGGCAUAGCUUACGCUGCGGUGGCCCAGAUGUGGCUGCAUUCUUGUGCGAGAUGGAAGCGCCCGAUUGGGCCACGGAAUGCUUGAUUCGUGCAUUACCCGCGCUCACAAUUCAAUAUAUCGCUGACAGUGCAACGAUUGAAUUGUCGCGCGAUUGUGGUGCAGAGGGAAUAAAAAAAUUGACAUGCAAUGGCAAACAGGAUCAGGACUUUAUACAGCGUGAGUUGAUGUGUCUAUUGGAACGCGAGACCAUUACAAGCGACAAUGAAAUGAGGGCUGCUGCUGCUGCAGCUGCAGCAAUAGCAGCGGCGGAGGCCGAAGAGCUGCCGUCUGAAAAUGUCGAAGAAGCGUCUCAAUCAGAUAACUCUGAAAACAAUAACAUUGACAAAAUUGCCAAUCAAAUCGAGGCUUCGGUUGAUAAAGUGGGCGACAAAUACAGUUUGGAUGAUGUUAUGAUGGGCGACGCUCCAAUUGCCGAGUCACAAGAAGUUGAUGAAGUAAAACCGGUGAAAAAUACGAAGAAGAUUGCAUCGGAAAAGCCAUUGAAAAACCAACCGAAACAAAUGCGAAAGGCAAAAAAUGAAAAUAAAGAUGAUUUAAUGAUGGGCGAUCAACCAGUUCCGGCCACUGCCAUCGCUGCCGAUGGUGUCGAAAAAGUUGUAAAUGAUGAUGAUUCGACGAAGUCGGAGGAAAUUACGACAACAGCAAAAAGCGUGGUGGAAAUUCAGCAAACGACGGUUGAAGUUCGCAGCAGACGUGAAACGGAAAAUCCUGUCAAACACAACAUUUCCGCCACAACCACCGAAUCGAACAUCAAGACCGAAUCUGAGGUAGUUCAUGCGCCGCACAAGGAAAUAACACGCGAUCAUUUCAUACCGCCAAUGCUGUUGGUACAACAUGAGUUACAACAUCAAAACUCAACGCCAACACCACCACCACCACCAACAAUAACAACUGUUGAGCAGGAGGCAACAACUGUAACCGUUCUUAGUACCUCACUCGAGCCAAACCAUCAAGAUAAUCAGACAUCUUCUACGCAACACGCACAAGUGCCAACAACCGCAAACGAGUUGACAACAAUCAGUUCAGGUGUCGAAACAUCUUCAAGCAUUCCAACAAACGUUGCGCCAAACACAACCGAAGAAUCUACCACGAUUUCAACAAUAACAACAACUUCAAUUCAAGUACCUCAAGAACCUGCAAAAACCAAUAUCGGAAUGCGUCCACAUGCUCCAAAAUUCGGUGGUGAAAUAAUGUAUCAUGUCCCGACCACCGCAAAAUCUUCGGCUGAUUUGACGCAGCCAAACCAUACGAAUUCUGUUUUGGAAAUAGCAAAUUCCAGCGAGGCAACGGUGAUUGCUGAAAAUACUUCCGCAAGCUCAUUCGAUGCUGCUACCAGUUCAACAGCCAAACCAAGCGAAGCAGCAACUCAAUCGAUUAACGAAACGGUUACCGAACCACAUCAUUUGGAAGUAGCGAAACGCAGUAAUUCAGCCGUUACCAGCGAUAAGCAUCAGCAUAAAGCAGAACAGCAGCACCACAAACAGGAUUCGCAUAAACAUACUGAUGGGAGCAACGCUACAGCACAUCAUGCUGAUUUCACAAAUUCCAAUCCUGAAUAUCAAAACUACCAUCCAAAUCGCAAACGUAUUUUAACCAAACCCGAAACACACACUUUUCUUCAAAAGAUUUUCGGUUAGAGGGAGGGAGGGAGAAAAAAAAAAGGAAGAGAAAGAGAGAGAGAGUUAAAAGAAUUGAUUUGUGUGUGUAUGUGUAAAGGGUUUAAACACACACACACACACACAUAUUUGGAAAUGCGGAGAUGCGGACAAAGGAAGUGAAGGGUAACAAAAAGUAAUUAUUUAUAUUGAUGAUGGCUUGACGCGAGUAGAAGAAACCUAAAUCUUUCAAUUAUCAUGAUAAUAUAUACCUCAAAGUCCAAUCUAACUGAUAACAAUCAGCUAAUGCACCAUACACAUCGAAACAGCUUCUCUUCGUACUCAUUUCCAUGUGCUUGUGCAUAUAUAUGUCGAAAAUGUGUCAAUUGUUGGGAUUAUGUUUUGAAUUUAAGCUCUAUUAAUUUAGGACAACUUCUUCUCUUUCCAUUUUCAGCCAAAAAAAACACACAAAAAUUGUUUAAUUUUAAAAAUAAAACUGAUGUUGUGAUACUUGAUGAGAAGCAUGUCCCUUAGAUUUUAGCAUUCAACCAUAGGUGUUACCAAUUAAUGCACCACAUUUCAAACAAAUUAGUGGCUUUGAUCAUUAUCAUUCUGAUUACAUCUCACUAUGUCGCUGGAAUGUACAAUUGAAAUUCAUUCUCUUUCAAUUACCAGUACCAAAAUUCAUCGAAAUUCGUCCUUUUUGCAAUUUUAUUGUAGUUUUAAACAAAAAAAAAAGAAUUAGUUUUAUUUGCCAAACAAGAUUUUUUAACUUCAACUUUUAUGAACAACCAUUUCGUUCAUUUAAACAAAGUUUGUUUUCUUUUAUAAUGAAAACUGAUUCCGUUGAUUUAGUUCAAGUGCCGUACAAAUGUGCAACAAUAAACAAAAAUUUUACUGAACAAUUUGAGAAAAAGAAAUUGCUUGAUUAUUAUCAGCAAAAUUAUUAUGCUAUCGAAUAAUUCAAUUUUUCUUUUUAAUUGUCAUUUAUUUUAUAACCGUAUAGAGCACGUACAAAAUGUAAUUGGUUGUUUUGUUGUUGUUGUCAACAAAACAAACCGAAAAUAAAGUUUCAAUCAUAAACAGAAA
This is a messenger RNA of Sitodiplosis mosellana (orange wheat blossom midge), 3988 nucleotides long. Its product is annotated as general transcriptional corepressor trfA. NCBI's taxonomy places the organism in Eukaryota, Metazoa, Arthropoda, Insecta, Diptera, Cecidomyiidae. The transcript is spliced from 5 exons. Bases 812 to 2941 code for a protein of 709 amino acids. The record is from RefSeq and is a predicted model, not a curated record.